UUGAUGCCUGUCUGAAAACACAACUGUCUCAGACAGGACUGUUACCAUGACUUCCUCUCCUAUUAUUGUGUUUUGUGCGGGUAUUAAGGCAGAUAGGGGAUAUGAAUAGUAAUAGUCGAGCAAAGAUGAGUUACGUCUGCGAUCAAGCACACUUAUCGGAGGAAACACAAAACGGAGGAAACAGACAGCAAAAUACUCUGCUGAGUUUCUUAAGACGGGGCCGGGACCGGUAGCACGAGAAGUCGAAACUAGCCUAUGGAUAGGCUACAAAGAUACGGAGACGACGUAAUGUCUUGCGCGGUGGAAUAACAAAUGAAAUGGACUGUAUUCCGUCGAAAGUUGAUUAUUAAAGAAAUAGAGCAAAGUGCAGUGAGCCGAUCGCUCUCUCUCAAACACACAAGGCGUCUACGGGACUGUAGAACCGGAGGGAGCCUCGUUUUUUUGCUGGUUUGCACACAUUUCUGAUCCAUGAGGUUCAAGUGGGGCACUUUAAAUGAUCUGAAGUAACAUCAGAAUGUUGUAUUUUUGUGAUUUACUCGGCCGUGUUUGGCACUCACCGAUCAUUCGGUUAUAUUUGUUGGCAUUUUCUAUAGCACCUGUGUUCUUACACCCACAAUGUUUGGAUUUCAAGCCCCCCUUCAGGCCUCAAGAUGAUCUCCAGUUCUGCGCAAUGUACAAGAACUUCGGCUGCUGCGACUCUGCCAAGGACAAGGAAUUGAUGGCUAAAUUCUAUAAGAUCAUGGACAAUUUCGACUAUUAUGGAUAUGCCAGCUGUGCUGGGUAUGUGCAGGACCUCCUCUGCCAGGAAUGCUCUCCAUAUGCAGCUCACCUAUUUGAUGCUGAGGACCCCAGCACCCCUAUCAGAACCCUCCCUGGCCUGUGCCCUGACUACUGUUCACAGUUCUGGCUCAAAUGCCGUUCCACCAUCACCUUGCUCUCCGACGACCCGCAGCUAGCCGAAGCCGAGCCGGACCAGGACCGCUUCUGCCAGCACCUGGAGCUGGAGGACCCAGACUACUGUUACCCACACCUUCUCAGCAACGAACAGCUGACACAGAACUUGGGCCGGGUCCGGGCCGACCCCGAGGGUUGCCUGCAGCUCUGCCUGGAGGAAAUAGCCAAUGGCCUGCGGAACCCUCUGGCCAUGGUUUACGCCAACGACGGAACACACCGCUUCUUUAUAGCAGAGCAGGUGGGUCUGGUGUGGACGUACCUACCCGACCGCUCCAAGCUGGAGAAGCCAUUCCUGAACAUCACCAAGGCCGUUCUGACGUCGCCCUGGGAGGGGGACGAGAGGGGCUUCCUGGGCAUGACCUUUCACCCCAACUACAAGUACAACAGGAAGCUGUAUGUAUACUACUCUGUGGAGAUUGGCUUCGAUGAGAGGAUCAGGAUCAGCGAGUUCCGCGUCUCUCCCAGCGACAUGAACGUGGUGGACCACGGGUCUGAGAGGAUCAUUCUGGAGGUUGACGAGCCUGCGUCCAAUCACAACGGAGGAAUGGUGAUGUUUGCUGAUGACGGUUACCUGUACAUUUUCACUGGAGACGGGGGCAUGGCUGGUGACCCCUUUGGGAAAUAUGGAAACUCUCAGAACAAGUCAGCUCUGUUAGGCAAAGUUCUCCGGAUCGAUGUUGAUGACAAUGACAGAGGUCCCCUGUACAGGAUCCCUUCUGACAACCCGUUCGUGCAUGAGCGCGGGGCGCGCCCUGAGGUCUAUGCUUAUGGGGUGCGCAACAUGUGGAGGUGUUCUGUGGACCGGGGGGACCCCCUGACUAAGGAGGGCAAGGGACGCAUCUUCUGCGGGGACGUGGGACAGAACAAGUUUGAGGAGAUCGACAUCAUAGAGAAGGGAAGGAACUACGGCUGGAGGGCCAAAGAGGGGUUCUCCUGUUAUGACAAGAAGCUGUGCACCAACAGCUCUCUAGAUGAUGUACUCCCCAUCUAUGCCUACCCUCACAAGAUGGGCAAGUCUGUGACUGGUGGCUAUGUGUACAGAGGCUGUGAAUACCCCAAUUUGAACGGCAUGUACAUAUUUGGAGACUUUAUGAGCGGGCGUAUGAUGAGCCUCCAGGAGAAUAAGAACACAGGUCAGUGGGACUACCAUGAGAUCUGUAUGGGCAUGGGUCUGACCUGUGCCUUCCCUGGCUUAAUCAACAACUACUACCAGUACAUCAUCUCAUUUGCGGAGGAUGAGGCAGGAGAACUGUACUUCAUGUCAACUGGAGUGCCCAGUGCCACAUCUCCCACCGGUGUGGUUUACAAACUGGUGGAUCCCUCAAGACGGGCACCGCCAAAGCAAUGCCACUAUGACCCACUGCCUGUCAGAGUGAAGAGCAAGCUUAUCAAAUUCAAACCAAAGGAAACAUUAACAGGAGUUGACCUACCGACCAAGCGACCAAAUCUCUCCCCGCAAGAAGAGCCCGUCAGAUCCCAUCCCACUGAGUCUGCAGUAAGCGAGUCCGACAAGGACUGGCUUCAGGAGCUCAUGGAUAUUCUGAAGGAGCAAGAGGCUGCCGCUGUCACCACCACACUUCCUCCAACCACAACCACAACCACAACCAAACCACCCAGGCACACACGACGGAAAAAUCGCAGGAAGAAGGGCAAGCAUCGGUUAGAGAGCGGGUCGGCAUCAGCAGUUGUGCCACAGAAUGGGGUGGUGAGACUGGCGGGGGACGAGCAGGGGCGGGACGACCGGGGGAGGGUGGAGAUCUUCGCCAACGGGGAGUGGGGAACGGUGUGCGACGACCUGUGGAAUACAAAAAACGCAGCAGUGGUUUGUCGACAGCUGGGGUUCCGGUUCGCCCUGAAGGCGUCCAAGCACUCGGAGUUCGGAGAAGGGAAGACUCUCCGGAUUCUUCUGGAUGAUGUACAGUGUGAGGGGACAGAGGAGAGCCUGCUGGGCUGUCAACACACAGGCGUAGGUAUGCAUAACUGUGCCCAUUACGAGGACGCGGGGGUGAUAUGUGGGAACUCAGACUACGUAGAUGCCUAGAAAUGAGAGCCCAUUGAAUUUAUUCCUGACUGUGUCCUAAGUGAUUGUAACUAAAACAAAGGAAUAUUGCUGUCUAACUUUUGUCUAAUUGUUAUCAAUGGUGGCACUUAUAGGUCUACCUCUUUCAUUAAGGUAAUAUAAUGCUGAUUUAAUUGUUGUGUUAAAGUCUUAAAAAUGUUUUAUUUGAAUGGAAGGUUUGCUAAUGCAAGACGUUGUCUUCUCUAAAGCAAAUUCAUCUAAACAGUAUUUCAAUGAAUGUAUAAGGAAUACCAGGUUAUUUAAUACUCACUCAUGAUCACAUACUGAAAUCAAUUAUCCAACCAGACUCACAAGAUAUGUGUUCAGUUGACAUGGACAAAACAUACAGUAUAUAUAUACAGUACCAGUCAAAAGUUGUGACACACCUUCUCAUUCAAGGGUUUUUCUUUAUUUUUAUUAUUUUCUACAUAGUAGAAUAAUAGUGAAAACAUCAAAACUAUGAAAUAACACAUAUGGAAUCAUGUAGUAACCAAAAAAGUGUUAAACUUCUUCAAAGUAGCCAACCUUUGCACACUCUUGGCAUUCUCUCAACCAGCUUCAUGGAAUGCUUUUCCAAAAGUCUUGAAGGAGUUCCCACAUAUGCUGAGCACUUGGCUGCCUUUCCUUCACUCUGCGGUCCAAUUCAUCCCAAACCAUCUCAAUUGGGUUGAGUUUGGGUGAUUGUGGAGGCCAGGUCAUCUGAUGCAGCACUCCAUCACUCUCCUUCUUGGACAAAUAGCCCUUACACAGCCUAGAGGUGUGUUGGGUCAUUGUCUUGUUGAAAAACAAAUGAUAGCCCCACUAAGCGCAAACCAGAUAGGAUGGCGUAUUGCUGCAGAAUUCUAAAUAAAUCACUGACAGUGUCACCAGCAAAGCACCCCCACACCAUAACACCUCCUCCAUGCUUCAAGGUGGGAACCACACAUGCGGAGAUCAUCUGUUCACCUACUCUGCGUCUCACAAAGACACAGCGGUUGGAACCAAAAAUCUCACAUUUGGACUCUUCAGACCAAAGGACAGAUUUCCACCGGUCUAAUGUCCAUUGCUCGUGUUCUUGGCACAAGCAAGUCUCUUCUUUGUAUUGGUGGCUUUAGUAGGGGUUUCUUUGCAGCAAUUUGACCAUGAAGGACUGAUUCACGCAGUCUCCUUUGAACAGAUGCCUUUGAGAUGUGUCAGUUACUUGAACUCUGUGAAGCAUUUAUUUUGGCUGCAAUCUGAGGUGCAGUUAAUUGCCGAUUUCUGAGGCUGGUAAUUCUAAUGAACUUAUCCUCUGCAGCAGAGGUAACUCUGGGUCUUUCUUUCCUGUGGGGGUCCUCAUGAGAGCCAGUUUCAUCAUAUCGCUUGAUGGUUUUUGCGACUGCACUUGAAGAAACUUUCAAAGUUCUUGACAUUUUCCGGAUUGACUGACCUUCAUGUCUUAAAAUAAUGAUGGACUCAUUUCUCUUUGCUUAUUUGAGAUGUUCUUGGUCUUAUACCAUAUAGGGCUCUCAACUGUAUACCAACCCUACCUUGUCACAACACAACUGAUUGGCUCAAACGCAUUAAGAAGGAAAUAAAUUCCACAAAUAUACUUUAACAAGGCACAUUUGUUAAUUGAAAUGAAUUCCAGGUGACUAUGAAUCUGGUUGAGAGAAUUCCAAUUGUGUGCAAAGCGGUCAACAAGGGAAAGGGUGGCUACUUUGAAGAAUCUCAGAUAUUUUAAUGCUCGGGGUGUAGUGGAGGAAGGAGUCAGACGCAGGAGACAGAGAGUUCAGAGUAGCGCUACUUCUUUAUACACCGACCAGGUGAAAACAGACGCCACUCAAAACUAAUGCCCUAAAACACAGGGGAACUAAACAGUCCCAAAAACAACUCACGUACACGAACAACCGUGACAUACAGGCGUGUACAAUGAGUACACAUAAAACAAUCCCGCACACCCAGCAGGUGGGAUGGCUGGCUAAUAAAGCCCAACUAAUAAACCUAAUUAACAACAGGUGUAACUAAUAAACAGACAAGGAGGGGGAGGAAAAGAUCAGUGGCAGCUAGUAGGCCGUUGACGAUGACCGCCGAGCGCCACCCGAAGAGGAAGGGGAGCCACCUUCGGUAGGAGUCGUAACAAAUAUAAAAUAUAUUUAGAUUUGAUUUAAAAAGUGGUUACUACUGGAUUCCAUAUGUGUUAUUUCAUAGUUUUGAUGUCUUUACUAUUAUUCUACAAUGUAGAAAAUAUAAAAAGUAAAGAACAACCUGGAAUGUGUAGGUGUGUCCAAACUUCUGACUGGUACUGUAUAUAGAGAGAGUUUGUGUUAAAGUCUUAUUGUUUUUUUCGUUGCUGUUUUUUUCGUUAUUUCACUUGCUUAGGCAAUGUAAACACGUCUUCCAUGCCAAUAAAGUGACUUUGGAAUUAAGUUAAGAGGGAGGGAGAGAGAGAGAUGGGAUAAAGGGGAAGAGGAAAUAGUGUGGAGUAACAGGAGAGGAUUAAGAGUGGGCAAAGUUAAAACUGCCAAUUCGAAGCCUGGAAUCCAAACGGAAUAUCGCUCUGUUUCUCUAUUCAGUGUGGUAGCCUAUUUGUCCCAAGUCAAAAUCAAAUCAAACUUUAUUUGCCACAUGCGCUGAAUACAACAAGUGUAGACUUUACUGUGAAAUGCUUACUUACAAGCCCUUAACCAACAGUGCAGUUCAAGAAGAAGAAAAUAUUUACCAAGUAGGCUAAAAUAAAAAGUAAUAAUAAAAAGUAACACAAUAAGAAUAACGAGGCUAUAUACAGGGGGCACCGGUACCGAGUCAGUGAGCAGUGGUACAGGCUAGUUGAGAUAAUCUGUACAUGGAGGUGGGGGCGAAGUGACUGGAUAGGUAACAAACAAACAGUGAGUAGCAGCAGUGUACAGCAGUCUAAUGGCUUGGAGAUAAAAGCUGUUGAGGAGCCUUUUGGUCCUAGACUUGGCGCUCUGGUACCGCUUGCCGUGUUGUAGCAGAGAAAACAGUCUAUAACUUAGGUGACUGGAGUCUCUGACAAUUUUAUGGGCUUUCCUCUGACACCGCCUAUUAUAUUGGUCCUGGAUGGCAGGAAGCUUGACCCCAGUGAUGUACUGGGCCGUUCGCAGUGCCCUCUGUAGCGCCUUGCGGUCAGAUGCCGAGCAGUUACCAUACCAGGCGGUGAUGCAACCGUUCAGGAUGCUCUCGAUGGUGUAACUGUAGAACUUUUUGAGGAUCUGGGGGCCCAUACCAAAUCUUGUCAGUCUCCAGAGGGGUAAAAUGUUUUGUUGUGCCCUCUUCACAACUGUCUUGGUAUGUUUGGACCAUGAUAGUUCGUUGGUGAUGUGGACACUGAGGAACUUGAAACUCUCGACCCGCUCCACUACAGCCCCGUCGAUGUUAAUGGGGGCCUGUUCGGCCACCUUUUCCUGUAGUCCACAAUCAGCUCCUUUGUCUUGCUCACAUUGAGGGAGAGGUUGUUGUCCUGGCACCCCACACUGCCAGUUCUCUGACUUCCUCCCUAUAGGCCAUCUCAUCGUUGUCGGUGAUCAUUUGUGUCAUCAGCAAACUUACUGAUGGUGUUGGAGUCGUGUUUGGCCACACAGUCAUGGGUGAACAGGGAAUACAGGAGGGGACUAAGUACACACCACUGAGGGGCCCCAGUUUUAAGGAUCAGCGUGGCAGAUGUGUUGUUGCCUACUCUUACCACCUGGGGGAGGCCCUCCAGGAAGUCUUUGAUCCAGUUGCAGAGGGAGGUGUUUAGUUCCAGGGGCCUUAGCUUAGUGAUGAGCUUCGUGGGCACUAUGGUGUUAAACGCUGAGCUGUAGUUGAUGAACAGCAUUCUCACAUAGGUCUUCCUUUUGUCCAGGUGAGAAAGGGUGGUGUGGAGUGCGGCUGAGAUUGUGUCAUCUGUGGAUCUGUUGGGGGGGUAUGCGGAUUGGAAUAGGUCUAGGGUGUCUGGGAGGAUGCUGUUGAUGUGAGCCAUGACCAGCCUUUCAAAGCACGUCAUGGCUACCGACGUGAGUGCCAUAGGUGGUAAUCAUUUAGGCUGGUUACCUUCGCUUCUUUGUGCACAGGGACUAUGGUGGUCUGCUUGAAACAUAUAGGUAUUAUAGACUCGGUCAGGGAGAGGUUGAAAAUGUCAAUGAAGACGCUUGACAGUUGGUCUACGCAUGCUUUGAGUACACGUCCUGGUAAUCCGUCUGGCCCAGGGGCUUGGUGAAUGUUGACCUGUUAAAGGUUUUGUUCACAUCAGCUACUGAGAGCGUUAUCAAACAGUCAUCCAGAACAGCUGGUGCUUUCGUGCAUGCUUCAGUGUUGCUUGCCUCGAGGUGAGCAUGAAAGGGAUUUAGCUCGUCUGGUAGGCUCGCGUCACUGUGCAGCUCGCGUCUGGGUUUCCCUUUGUAGUCCGUAAUAGUUUUCAAGCCCUGCCACAUCUGACGAGCACCCCAACAGAUCCACAUAUAAUGUACUCUCUAUUGCACUCCACACUGCCCUUUCCCACCUGGACAAAAGGAACGCCUACGUGAAAAUGCUUUUCAUUAACUACAGAUCAGCGUUCAACACCAUAGUGUAGGGUUCCCCAACGGGCCGCCCGCGUGUCAAAUGUAGUUUUCAGAAUUAAAAAAAAUAUAUAUUUUAGGGUGAAUUUUCAUUGUUGGACAUAAGACCAUCCAGUCAGGAUAUUUAUUUUUAUUGGCCCGCGACUGAAUCUAGUUGAUGAUCCCUGCCAUAGCUUAGAGAUGAGCUUGGAGGGCACUAAGGACCCUGUGACGGAACACCUCCCUUUGGAACUGGACUUCCUGACAGGCCGCCCCCAGGUGGUGAGGGUAGGCAACAAUACAUCCACCUCGCUGACCCUCAACAUGGUUAGUCCCCUGCUGCACUCCCUGUUCACCCACGGUUGCCUGGCCACGCACAACUGCAACACCAUCAUUAAGUUUGCCGGCGACAGGACGGUGGUAGGUCUGACCACCGACAACGAUUAGACAGCCUAUUGGGAGGAGGUCAGAGACCUGGCAACCUCUCCCUCAACGUGAACAAGAUAAAGGAGCUGAUCGUGGACUACAGGAAAAGGAGGGCCGAGCACUCCCCCAUUCACAAAAACGGGGCUGUUAUGGAGCAGGUCGAGAGCUUCAAGUUCCUUGGUAUCCAUAUCACUAAGAACCUAUCGUGGUCCAAACAAACCAACAUAAUCUUGAAGAGGGCACGACAACGCAUUUUCCCCCUCAGGAGGCUGAAAAGAUUUGGAAAGGUAGCUCAGAUCCUCAAAAAGUUCUACAGCUGCACCAUCAAGAGCAUCCUGACUGGUUGUAUCACUGCUUGGCACAGCAACUGCUCAGCAUCCGACAGCGAGGUACUACAGAGUGUAGUGCUUACGACCCAGUACAUCACUGGGGCUGAGCUUCCUGUCAUCCAGGACCUCUAUUCAGGCGGUGUCAGAGGAAGGCCCUAAAGUCAUAGGCUGUUCUCUCUACUACAGCAUGCCAAGCGGAACUGGGAGGCCAAGUCUGGGACUAAAAGACUCCUUGAUAAGGAGUUAUUAUGUUUUGCACUGACUCUCUUGCACAGUCUCGAUGUACACUCACUGGACUUUAAUUACACACUCACACAUACUACACUGACAUUCCAACACACACAUUAAUAUUUACGCACACACAUACAUUCACACUCUUCACAUACACUGUUGCUACUCUCUGUUUAUUGUCUAUGCAUAGUCACUUUACCCCUACCUACAUGUACAUAUUACCUCGACUAACCCGUACCCCUGCACUUUGACUCGUUACCGGUACCCCCUAUAUAUAGCCUCGUUAUUGCUAUUUUAUUGUGCUACUAUUUUUUUCAUUCAUUUAUUUAGCAAAUGCUUCUUACUUAUUUAAAAAAAAUGCAUUGUUGGUUAAGGGCUCGUAAGUAAGCAUUUCAUAGUAAGGUCUAAACCUGUUGUAUUCGGCGCAUGUUUGACAAAUACAAUUUGAUUGGCACCUGAUUUUAUCUAGGCCUACUUUUAAUGUAAGAUGUCCUUGAGUGCCCUGAAAGGUGUCCGACAAAUAAAAUAUAUUAUCGUAAUUAUCAAUGCUAUAUACAGAGCAAAAGUUGUGGUUAUAGUAUCAAAUUCAGCAGUCUGAAAUAGCCCAAAUGUACCACUUUUCAAACUCCUAAGUCAAUGACACCCUGCUCAUAUGAAUCAGGCUGUUGUCGUUGUGAGAGUGACCCCUCUUCCGCUUUGACCAGGGUCAUUGAUAUGCCAAGCAUUGAGUAACACAGCUAGUGCCAGGCUUUCCCUGCCAACAAGAGACAGAGUGUGUGUAGUGGAAAGAAAUGCAACCUGUAGAUUUUUUAAAUUCACUCGACUUUAUUGAUGUUGGCUCUGACUCUAUGGCACUCAGUCUGUAGUCAAGUAUGUAUCUAUGAAUUUGUGGAUUUAUUUACAUUCUGCUUUACACUAAUUAUGCUUUUGAGCUCUGGGUCCACAAAAACUGGCUAAUAAAGUGUUUAUUCUCCA
Molecule: messenger RNA, 9470 nt
Organism: Oncorhynchus masou masou (cherry salmon)
Lineage: Eukaryota; Metazoa; Chordata; Actinopteri; Salmoniformes; Salmonidae
Product: HHIP-like protein 1
Exons: 12
Coding region: 515-2995 (826 amino acids)
Cellular component (GO): membrane
Source: RefSeq, a predicted model, not a curated record